AUGGCUCCCACGCCAAAAACUACGCCAAUUCGCCGGCCCCUGACCUUGAAAGGAGUCGAGAGAAAGAAGCCUGGGCCAGCGCCGAAACCCUUGUCUGAGAAGCUCAAGGCGAAGGCCCUCAAGCAGAUUAAACGCGUCGAACGAAGCUACACCCGCGAGCGCAAGAUCGAAGUAUUGCUUUAUCUCCUUACCCACCGCGUCCCGGACUCUGGCCCCCGAAAAACACCACGCCGCCGGAUUGGCCAGCCCCAAGAAGAUUGCUCAACACAACCGGUUGUCGAGAAUGAGAAUGGAGAACUUGUUUGGUACAGAGCACCCACGUACGCCGAAGCUUCGGACUUUUGGAAGAUUCCUACGCCAACGAUUCAGGGAUGGUGGGAUUCACGGGACAAACUACUCGAGGGGACGGGUAUUGAAGUCCCCAAGGUCGGGCCAGGAGGUGUUCCAAAGGCGUUGGAAGGCUGGAAACCACUGAGCCAGCGUUCAACAUUUCGAACCAAAGAAGGAAUGCAGCAGGAGGAACCAGUGGUGACGGUUGCGAACCCAAAUUCGAACGGUGCCACUCCAACUCCCUCGUCAUCUGCUGGGGCUUCGUCUGCUGUACCAAUAACAACAGCACCGAUGACCCCGUCCGUUCGAAUCAUAGGUCGUGUGAAUCCACAACCGCAUUACAAACCACCUCCGCCAGCACCUCGACCAUUUGCCCCAUUAGCCCCCGCUCCGGCACAGCAAAUGCCACCGGCUCAAAAUAGGCCAGUGGCACAGGCCCCUCCGGUUCAGACCCCUCCCGUCGCGCCAGCAAAUCGGCCGGCAGCCCAACCAGCUCCGCAGCAUGCUCCGCAACCCGGAAAACCUGGCCUCCAACCCGCCGCACACCAGGCUCCGGCGUAUCCACAAAUACCGCCGGCUUUUGACCCUUCAAACUAUGUUGUGCUAUACACUGGGCCUCAUCCCGGACCUUGGAGCUAUCCUGGGCAGCAUUGCAUACCGCCGGGCACGGUGCUGCCCAUUGUUUACGCCGGGCAACCAGUCGAGCUCGGGCCGCCAUGUUUUGUGACUGUAUAUCCCGGCCCACCUUCGUCUGCGCUUACGCCGCCAGCUCCGAGUAACAUGCACAACCGGGCUCCACAACCGGCCCCGCAAACCGGUCAACAUUCGGCAGGUCAAGCCCAAGGCCCACCACAAGCUCCGCAUCCCGGACAACAGCAAACUCCACCACCACCACCCGGUUAUCGUCCGCCACACGUAUCAAAUGGACCUCCGCCUAAUGCCCAACCUCCACAAGGGCAAAGACCAACUGGACCGUCGCCGCCAGUUCCAUAUGUAGGACCGUCAGGAUACAUCGGCCCAUAUGCACCACCUGGGUUCGCACCAGCUAACCAAGCCGGUCCACCCCCGCAACCACAGAACGCCGUAUCCCAAGGCCGGUCCUCAUUACGGACACCAGGUGCGAACACCGGACGUGCCAGCAAGCCGAAGUCUCGAGUCCAGCCGCCUCCGGCCGUGCCCAACGGUGUCAGUACCCAGCUUGAGUCCGGAAAUAAUGGUCAAACUCCCGUUGCAGCCCAAGACCCAUCUGCGGCCGGUUCUACUUCUAGCUCUGAUGCGUCUGUCUCUACACCUGCGGAAACUCAGGUAACUGGUUCGGUCGAUGUACAACAUCAAGACGCCAGCAACGACAAAAAUCGGCCCGACAGUCAUGUUCACGAUCAGGCCAGUGAACCGACGCCCAGCACUCAGGCGCCGAUGUCGCCAAGUGGUGAUCAAGAUGGGGUGGUGCCAGCAAAUACUGUCUCAGGGGAGUCAACAGCAAUAGAUCGAGAUUCCUCGUCUGCGGAGGCUGAUUCAGAAAAGGCUGCGGCAACGACCCUAGAAGAAACUAUGCAAGACCCCACACCACAAGAAGAGACGAACGUCACUCCCACAACGGCUGAAGACGAUACCGCGAUGGAGGAGGUGCUGGAGCAUGUCAUGGAGGAGGCGAUGAAGCAAGAGGCGAUGCUGGAAGACUCGGCUGGUGGUGAGACACCUGCUUCUUUGUCGGGGUUGUCCUCGCCUAAUGAUGGCGCGGAUGCGACGCGGAUGGAAAUCGACAGUGAAGAGGCAAAGUACUCGUCACCGUCACAGAACGGGGAGGCGUAUGAGACACCGUAUGAAACGCCUGCUGUUGUUGAGACUGACGGUGAUGAUGAGGGUGAUGAGGGUGAUGAGGAUGAUGUCAUGGUUGAUACACCGCCCGAAGACAAUGCACAACCUGCUUCGUCAGAGGCGGAGGCAGUGGAGAGUGAAGAGGAGUAG
Molecule: messenger RNA, 2298 nt
Organism: Podospora pseudocomata
Lineage: Eukaryota; Fungi; Ascomycota; Sordariomycetes; Sordariales; Podosporaceae
Exons: 2
Coding region: 1-2298 (765 amino acids)
Source: RefSeq, a predicted model, not a curated record